Messenger RNA from Heterobilharzia americana, 2609 nucleotides. Lineage: Eukaryota; Metazoa; Platyhelminthes; Trematoda; Strigeidida; Schistosomatidae. The record is from the annotation of a GenBank genome assembly.
UUGUGCGUUACUUGUGACCCUGCUCCAUUUUCAGGACACAUUGAUUCGCCUAGGGAGGUGUGGACCACAGCGUCCGUAAUGACUCGUGGGGAGACGUGGAGUGAAUUCUGUUCAGUCGUAAGCACUAGAUUAUCGAUUGAGGCACUCCAACUCUUCAAAUCUCACCUAAAUGAUAAUCGUUAUGAUGACAAACCUGGUUGUGGUUUGGAGUUUUGGAAAUUAUAUUCAAAAGGAUGCGUCGCAAAUUUGAGACUUCAUUGUCUCCGUGUUAUUUCGUACAUGAUCACAAACCUGUUGGAAAUCUGUUCGCAGAAAAAAGUAUCGAUUCCAAAAGUCCAUUUGAACAUUUGUCUUUCAAAGAUGAGAAUCUUUCUGUGAACUCUUCCUUCACAGAACUAAGUGACCACUUCUCCCAUCUUGCGUAUGCUAAUGCGAGUGCUGUGGUAGCGGCCGCUCGGUCCAAAGCUGCGGCUGUCUCAGGGACUCGUAACACUUCACCUCGUGGCAAGAGCUGUGAUAUACCUUCAGACAAAACCUCAAAGAAUAUCUUUUCUAGAACUCGACACUCAAGGAGCGCUCCAAACAAGGAUGUAAACAGGCGGUCACCAGUUCAUCAAUCAGAAUCCCAUCACAAGCAACCAUGGUUGGUAGAACAACAAACAAAAAUAACUACAGAUUCUUCAUUAAACCCAAGUGUUUCAGAAAUCAAACCAAGUUGGCGCCUAAGUUCUCUGUGGCUCCGACGUAGUUUUACAAUUUCCUGGCGCCGCAGACCACCUAUUGGUCUAGAUGUAUCUGGAGGAAAAUCUGGAAAUGUGUAUCCUCGUGCUUCUGGUACUCCUGUUAGUAUAAACGCUGAACUAAUACGUGAAGGCUAUGUAAUGCAAUGGCUUGGUCCGCACUUUGAAUCACACCGGCCGCGUAUUGAGUGCGAAAAAUUUAUUUCCGAAGUUGCAGUGGAGAACAAAGGUACACAGUGGAUUCAAUGUCGUCUUUGUUUGUAUAGUACAAGUGCAGGUUUUAUCUUGGAAAUAUUUACUCCUCCUGAUGCUGAACAAUCGCGUUAUGGAUUGUGCUGCAGUCUAAUUUUGGAUGUCCGACUGGUUUAUCCUGACGAGCUUACAGAUCCCCGAAACAAUGUUCUACUUGUCAAAACAGAAUUUGGCGAUCAAAAGAUUUUUCAGUCUUCAACUGAAGAAGAUGCCAAGGAAUGGAUCACCGCUAUACGUAGCGGUUUACCACCAUUGCGUAGAAAUCCCAUUUCUCCCAGUCAUGUGAUAACUCCACUUCGACCUGAACGAUGUACGAACUGUGAUGCGAUUUUGGAUUCCAGUUCAAAGUCAGCUUCUGAUGUUCUGUCCUCUUUACCUUUGUCAUCAAAUAAAGCCAAUGAACUUUGCAAUACAUCUGAUAAUCACAAAGUUCAUGAUGCGUCAGUGGUAUUUAAUUCAACAAAUUUCAAGCCAUUAUCCACAGAUAACUCGACAGUCUCCACUCCUGUGUCAACAUUUGCACGCAUUUGUAGUCAUGUUAGUAGUGUACCGGACGUCUGGUCUGCCAGUUGUGCGGCAUCUUCCAAAACUGAUCGUCCUGUUCCUGCAAAUAAUAUUAAUCCAAGUCAGUCAGAUGGAUGCACUACCACAACAAACAACACAAUAUCUCAUGGAUCUGUUAAACCUAAUGCUAAUGUGGUUGUUUGCCCUACUCCAUCACGACCUACAAUUUUCACCUCUGGAUUCCGACAUGCAUCACCCACCUCUCAUCCAGCUCCAUUGCAUCCUGUCGGCAGACCAGAUAAAACCAACAGAUUUUGCAGCCUAACAAAUAGUACUUUCCCCGAACAAAUAAAGUCACCUGGUACGAAUCCAUCAAGGGUCGAUACUUUUCGAACUGGAGCAUUCUCUGUCCCUAAUCCGAACAAUAUGACACAUGUUUCUUCAAUGGUUACCGGUUUCGAAGAUGUGAUUGGUCAACAACUCUCUGUUUAUCCGUGGUAUCAUGGGACACUUUCACGAGUUCGAGCUGCAAGCUACGUCUUAGGUCAACUUUCGGAAUUUGAGCGUGGGACUACGCAACAGCAGUCGAGUUCUUCUGAAGUAACUCGGAUAAAUUCCGAAUCAGAACGUAGUACUGAUCUAUCUACUAUCCAACCUGCUUUGUCAACCACUGAUGGCGUAUUCCUUGUUCGUCAAAGUGAAACGAAACAGGGUGAAUUCGUUUUAACGUUUAGUUGCCACGGUAAACCUAAGCAUCUCAGGAUGACUCUGAGUCCAGAUGGCCAUUGCAGAGUUCAACACUUACCCUUUGAUUCUAUAGUAGAGAUGUUGGAGCAUUUUCGACAAGAACCUAUUCCUCUGGAGCAAACAUCUACAAAUUUAGGUGAUUGUUUAUCUUCUGAUGCCUUAGCUUCUUCUGCAACUACUCCUCCUACUCCUAUUACCUUAUCAGCCUAUGUUGUCAAUACUCAUUUAACAGGUAAUCAUGAGCGGUUGGUUAUCUGUCGGGGUUCUGUUCGUGCUAAUGUUAACACAGUUGGUCGAGCAGCUGCUGUGGCUGCAGCUACAGCGUCUGGUGGUAAAGCAGCCCAGAAUCAGUAUAUUGUUAUGUAA